Molecule: messenger RNA, 5145 nt
Organism: Strongylocentrotus purpuratus (purple sea urchin)
Lineage: Eukaryota; Metazoa; Echinodermata; Echinoidea; Camarodonta; Strongylocentrotidae
Gene: skiv2l
Product: helicase SKI2W
Exons: 24
Coding region: 145-3975 (1276 amino acids)
Biological process (GO): nuclear-transcribed mRNA catabolic process, 3'-5' exonucleolytic nonsense-mediated decay
Cellular component (GO): Ski complex
Molecular function (GO): RNA helicase activity; ATP binding; RNA binding
Source: RefSeq, a predicted model, not a curated record
CUGGCGAUUCAUACCCAAUUGUUCUACCUACCACAACGUGUAGAUAAACUCGAAUGGAGAUGAGUUUUGUGAUAUGAUUAUGAAGUCCACAGACGAGUAUUCAAGGAUUCAUCAUUCCCACGACAUUCAAAACAAUCAGGUUGGAUGAUGGCUUCACCCAAUUUCGAGGAACUAGAGUCAAGGGUUUUGCCUUUAACAUUAGAUGAUGACCCUCCAUUUUCAGUUCUUGAGCUUGGACUCGGUGGGAGAUCAGCAGCUGUUCCUUUGACUGGAAGCAGCCCAGAAUCCCUACCAUACACAACCACUCUGCCCUUUGGUUUACCUCCCAUUAUCCCUGACCUAUCAGAGAGGAUAAGUGGCUACCUUGACUGCCCUGAUAAGCUACCUAUACAUGAUGUCUGUAAGGGUCAAAGAAAACAGCCGAGGAAAUCUGAGCCGACCAAUCUGUACAACGUGAGCCUUUGCCCUCUGCAGACAACCUUACAGGUCGAGAGGCAUGCAACAACAGGGGAACUUCUUGGUUAUAAAGAAGUAUUUUUAGGGGAUACCAGUGCGACAGCCAAGAACAGCCUCUCCCUCAGCCGGCAGCCUGGUCCUCUCUCAGAGUCGGUCCGAGGGAGUACCACCAACUUCCCCUUCAUGCCUGGAGGUCUCGCCGAAGAACCCUUCCUGGAUGAAGACGACGAUGCCUUGGUGUCCGACAGACCCAACGAGGCCAAUGAUAUUGACGUUGAUGAUCUCCUGACAGUUCCUCCAGGAUGGGAGGCUGGAAUGGUCUUUGAGGAUAGGAUGAGACGGGAUGAGGUGAAGGAAGAUGAGGAGGAGGAUAGAGGGAUGAGCAGGCUGAUUGAGGCCUCUGGUGAGGUUGGUCUUGAUGACAUCAUGGGGAUGGACGAUCGCUUUGACUUCUUGGAGAAGGAAACGGAGGAGGAUAGAGCAAAGGAAAUAGAAAAGGAGAGUCAAAAGGUUUCGCAGGAAAAGGCAGCUGCCAAAGAUGAAGAACUAGAUAAAGUUUUACCUGAAGCAAAGAAGAAAGAGAAAGAAGCCAAAAAGGAAGAACCACUGAAGGAGAAAUCAUGGGCUGUUAACAUUGAUGUCAGUACACCAGUUGAUGAUUUCCACAAGAAAGUUCCUGUUAUGGCUCAUCAGUACCCGUUUGAGCUGGACAUUUUCCAGAAGCAAGCUGUUCUCCAGCUUGAGAAUCACCAGAGUGUCUUUGUUGCUGCUCAUACCUCGGCAGGAAAGACCGUAGUAGCGGAGUAUGCCAUCGCACUCUCAAUGAGACAUCUCACAAGAACGGUCUACACAUCCCCUAUCAAGGCUCUGUCCAAUCAGAAGUUCCGAGACUUCAAGAACACGUUUGGAGAUGUAGGUCUCCUGACUGGAGAUGUUCAGAUCAAACCUGAAGCUUCUUGCCUUAUCAUGACAACUGAAAUAUUAAGGUCUAUGCUGUAUAAUGGUUCGGAUGUAAUCAGAGACCUGGAAUGGGUUAUAUUUGAUGAGGUCCACUACAUCAAUGAUUCUGAGAGAGGAGUAGUUUGGGAGGAGGUUUUAAUCAUGCUUCCUGAGCAUGUGAAUAUCAUCUUACUCAGUGCUACCGUCCCAAACACCAUGGAAUUCGCUGACUGGGUUGGGAGAAUCAAAAGGAAACACAUCUACGUGAUCAGUACCUUGAAGAGACCCGUCCCUCUGGAGCACUUUCUCUAUACAGGCAACAGCAAUAAGACGAGCAAUGAACUCUUUCUUCUGGUGGAUGCUCAGAAGACCUUCAUGCAGGAGGGGUAUAAACAGGCUGUCAAAGCCAAGAAGGCGAGGGCUACAAAAAGCAGCACUGCAUUCGGUGCUAAGGGAAACAGAGAAGGACAUUUCAAGAGUGACAAGAACGUGUACAUGUCAGUGGUGGAGAUGCUUCGUAAGAAGGAGCAGCUACCAAUCGUCUGCUUCACCUUCUCCAAGAAGCGUUGCAACGAUAACUCGUCUCAGCUGUCAAAUCUUGACCUGACGACCAGCUCAGAGAAGAGUGAGAUCACAGUGUUCAUCAAGAAGUGUGUUGACAGGCUGAAGGGAUCCGACAAGAAACUUCCGCAGGUGGUUCAUUUAAGCGGGCUGUUGAAGCAUGGCAUUGGAGUACAUCACAGUGGAAUCCUACCUAUACUCAAAGAGGUGGUUGAAAUGCUCUUUCAAAGAGGACUUGUUAAGUUGCUCUUUGCCACUGAGACCUUUGCAAUGGGGGUCAACAUGCCAGCCAGGACUGUCCUCUUUGAUUCUAUCAAGAAGUUUGACGGCACCAACAAGCGUCACCUUCACCCAGGGGAAUACAUCCAGAUGGCGGGCAGGGCGGGGCGUCGUGGGCUGGAUACGACUGGCAUGGUCAUCAUCCUGUGCAAGGGGGAUGUUCCUGAGACGUCUGAUCUGCAUUACAUGAUGAAGGGUCGUCCCACGAAGCUUGAAUCUCAGUUCCGUCUGACGUACUCCAUGAUCCUCAACCUGCUUAGGGUGGAGGAGCUGAGAGUGGAGGACAUGAUGAAGAGAAGCUUCUCCGAGUUCACUACCAGGAAAGAUGCAGAUAAACACAGGCAACUCAUCAAGGACCUCCAACAGCAAGUCAAACAGAUUCGUGAUAUUGAUUGUUACAUGUGCUCUGAUCUGGAACCAUACUACAGCACAUGUAAGACGCUGAAUGAACUCAGACGAGAAACUCAGAAAAUAGUCUUGUCCCAUCCUGCUGGUGUGAAAUCACUGAUACCGGGCCGGGUCAUCAUCAUCAGGAACAAGCGUUACCGGAAGAACACCCUUGGAGCCGUCCUGAGCACCUCGGGCGCCUCCAAGGACAGGAAAGUAAAGACACUCAUUCUGUGCAACCCCCAGAGCAAUAAGGACUCAAGUAGCAAUAGCGGUGAAACGGGAGAUGAGGCGGAUCUUCAUGUGCCUCCCAUCAUUAAGGAAUCCUUUUGGAGACCAGAAGGGGAACCGAGCCACAUCGUGGAGGACUUCAUAGCAGAUGAUGUUGUGGGAAUCACCAUUGUUACCAUGAAGCUAGAUGCCAACAAGAUUGUGGAGAAUUUUAACAAGAGGCAGAUCCCUAGAUUCAGGAAUGAUCCCCCUGGUCAGUCAGCUGUGUCGGCCACCCAAGAACUCCUAAGACUGACCGAGGCCAAUCCCGAUAGCCUUGAUACUCUUGACCCGGUCAAGGAUCUCAGUAUCCGGGAGAUGGACCUCGUUGAAAAGUUCAUCAAUAGGGCGUAUGUGGAGAAAACCGUUGACCAGUUCAACUGCAUCCUGUGCUUCAACUUCCAACAGCACUAUGCUAACAUGUGCCAUAAGAUGAAACUGUUGGAGGACAUGAGGCACUACCGGUAUCUCCUGUCUGAUAGAAGUCUCCUACUCCUUCCUGAAUACCAUCAGAGAAUACAGGUCCUGAAAGAACUGAACCACAUUGACAAGACCAACACCAUCCAGCUAAAAGGCAGGGUAGCCUGUGAGAUCAGCAACCAUGAACUUCUUAUCACAGAACUUGUCUUCCAGAACAUCCUUUCGCUGUACCCGCCCAAUGAGAUCGCUGCCCUGCUCUCCUGUAUGGUCUUUCAGGAGAGAAGGUGCAGCGAACCAGAGCUUACAAAGGAACUGAAUUAUGGUGUGAAGAGGAUCCAGGAGGAGGCUCUGAGGAUAGGGACGCUACAGCAUAGAUGUGGGGUUCAGAUGCCUGCUGAGGACUACGUGGAACAGUACCGCUUUGGACUCACGCAAGUCGUCUAUGAAUGGGCUAAUGGCAUGGAGUUUUCAGAGAUCAUUGGCCUGACGGAUGUCACCGAGGGGAUCAUUGUCAGGACGAUCCAGAGAUUGGAUGAAGUCUGUCGCGAUGUCAGGAAUGCAGCACGCAUAGUAGGUGAUCCCAUCCUCUUUAGUAAAAUGGAGGAAGCAUCACAACUCAUCAAGAGAGACAUUGUGUUUACUGCAAGUUUAUACACACAGUGAGCUUGUGUAGGGUACAACAGUUGAUGACAGAGCUGAUGGCAGAAUUUAUGACAAACUUAAUGGCAGAUCUGAUAGUUGAGUUAUCUAUAAAGACUGAUAGCAACAUUAAUGGCAGAGUUUAUUGCGCUUUUGAUGGCAAACUUAAUGGCAGAUCUGAUAGCUGAUUUGUCUAAGACUGAUAGCAAAGUUGAUGACAGAGUUGAUGGUUAAAUUGAUUGCAGAAUUGAUGGCAAAACCGAUGGCAGAGUUUAUGACAUAGUUGAUGGCAGUGUUGGUGGCAGAGAUAAUGGCAAAGGUGAUGGAAGAGUUAAUGGCAUAGUUAAUUGCUGACUUGAUGGUAGAGUUCAUUGCAGAUUUGAUGGCAAACUUAAUGACAUAUUUGAUAACAUAUGUAAUGGCUGAUUUGAUGGCAGAUUUGAUAGCAGGGGAUAGCAGAUCUCGUCUGGUUAAAGCAGUGGUCCCAUCAGUGUAUGUCAGUGAACAUUACACACUCUUUUGAAAAUCAGGAAUUAAUGCUAUGGAAACAGUAUAUUGAUAUUCACCAGAUCUCCAGAAUUCUUCAUAAGUGAAUACAUAACUCCGUAUGAAAACUAGAUCCAUGUGUACAUCUUAUCAAAUAGUUUAUAUGGGUGAUUACCAAUAAGUUAACAAUAUUUGAUAAAUGCUGCAAUCUUUAAGUAUACCUUGUGGCAAUAUCUCCUAGGAUCAUAGAUUGUUUGAUAUAUUGUAUGAUGUAAUUUGCAAGAAAGUGCCAUAUAUUUAUACGAGGUACUGGUUUCAAAAUUAAUUUUUCUACAGCUAUUGGUGCAAUCGACUUACUUAUGUUUAAACAAAAAUCAUCAUCUUAGAGUUGAGGGAUAAAUGCGCUCAUUUCAACAUUCAUGUACCCUAAGCUGGCAAAUAGUAUAUUCGGUGUGUUAUGAUGAAAAUCAAAGAAGAAAAUACUGAAGUUUCAUACGUACACAUGUAAGACAGUAAGAGCGACUUUGGGAAAUUCAAUAUCUGUAUUUUUGUUUAUUGUAGUUAUUUUAUGAAUAUUGGUUCCCUCACAAAAAUAGUGAUUUUCAGUCCUUAAAGUGACUUGGUAACAUUGUCUCAGAUUCUGAAACAAAAUCCUGGAUUUAGGUCAUGCUGCAAUGAUAAUUAGAAACCUUUACGUCGGUCAGGAAC